AUGACUCAAGCCGAGAUGGAGAAAGAAACCCCCCCUGACGAGACAUUCUACUACCUCGUCCCAUUGCAAACAAAAGGGUUCAAUCUACGCACAAAGAAAUGGUUAGAUCUUAACAUGGAUCAAAUAGGCCCAGUCAUCUGGAACGAGAAAGCGUUUGACUCCUUGGUCCUCAAUAAAGACAGGAAGACGAAGGAGUUGAUUACAGCUCUGGUAAGCAAGCAAAUCUCACCCUCAAAGUCGACCGACGUAAUCGCUGGGAAAGGUAAUGGCCUCAUCCUUCUGCUUCACGGAGGGCCAGGUACCGGCAAGACUUUGACAGCAGAAAGUGUAGCCGAGCUUGCAAAGAAGCCUCUAUACCGGGUAGGCAGACCAUGCGUGACCUGCGGUGACGUUGGUACGAAAGCCGAGGAAGUGGAAAAGUAUCUGGAGUCGGUGCUGCACCUUGGCAAACUAUGGGACUGCGUCGUGCUACUCGACGAAGCAGAAGUAUUUCUUGAACGAAGAAGCUUAGACGACCUUCAAAGAAAUGCGCUUGUCUCUGUAUUCCUACGCGUGAUCGAGUACCACGAAGGAAUCCUGAUCCUCACCAGCAACCGCGUAGGCACAUUUGACGAAGCGUUCCGAUCGCGAAUCCAAAUCGCCGUCCACUACCCUCCCCUACGUGCCUAUCAGCGACAGCAAAUCUGGCGGAACUUCUUCGAUCGGCUUGAAUCGUUCAAAGACGGAUCAGUCGAUGUAGACGAGCUUCGGGAUCACCUCGAGGAGCUUCAAGCCAUCGAGAUAAAUGGACGACAGAUACGUAACGCGAUCACGACGGCUCGGCAGUAUGCGGAUUGGAAGGGCAAAAUUAUGACGUUUGAACACUUGAGGAUUGCCCUGGAUGUUGCGGCUGAGUUCAACGACUAUUCUGAGAAGCUGCGAGGUGGUUUGACAGACGAUCAAAUCGCCGACGAGGAGGGCAUACGCUGA
Molecule: messenger RNA, 969 nt
Organism: Parastagonospora nodorum SN15
Lineage: Eukaryota; Fungi; Ascomycota; Dothideomycetes; Pleosporales; Phaeosphaeriaceae
Exons: 2
Coding region: 1-969 (322 amino acids)
Molecular function (GO): ATP hydrolysis activity; ATP binding; calcium ion binding
Source: RefSeq, a predicted model, not a curated record